This is a messenger RNA of Trypanosoma cruzi, 1191 nucleotides long. RefSeq lists its product as uncharacterized. The coding region runs from base 1 to 1191 and encodes 396 amino acids. The record is from RefSeq and is a predicted model, not a curated record. The transcript has a single exon. NCBI's taxonomy places the organism in Eukaryota, Euglenozoa, Kinetoplastea, Trypanosomatida, Trypanosomatidae.
AUGAAUAUCUAUGGCAGGGAUCAGCGGGCGUACAAUUUGCACCGUACCCGUGGAGAGGGGUGGCUUCUUCAUGUCCACACGCUCACCAUUGGAGUACAGCUUGCGUGUUUGCUCUUUGCCAUUUUUCGUACAUCUAAUGCCGCUUCUGCUACCAUGGCGAAUAACUUUCUUGUUACUUCCCUGCUCGAUCUAGAUAAUUUUUAUCUUUUGGAUGGUUGCAGUGUUUUGGUGAACAGAUCACGGACUGUAUUCAGCAAAGUCAGUUAUUCAUUAUCUACCGAAAAUGUGGGUUAUUUUAUUAGUCGUAGUGCAACAAAUAUACGUCUGUUGUUUACAUGCGCCUCGUUGAACUUUGUUGUCUGUACAAUAAAUCGUCUAUGGCUUUGGAUGACACUCCAAGAGUUACGACAUCAUUUUGUGGUGAUUCGGCAUGAUUUAUUUAUUGCCUGGGAGUUGUGCCUCAUUAUCAUUUGUAUUGUACUGCUGAAGCAUGUGGAGGAAGAAAAUAAGUCGCUGCGAUUUUACCUUUCAAAGUGUACACGACGUCAGGCCAAUAAUUUCACCACUGUCACGUCGUACAUUGAGCUGCGCGUAUCCUUUUACAUGACGUUAGCUCUUUUUUUGCUGAACGCGUUGGUGGCAAUUUUUGUACGGCUUAAGAAUAAUCCAGGCAAAAGGAUACUCAAUCACGAGGUAACACAACUAGAAACGCCAUAUAACCAUGCAUCGGAAGGGCCAGGGAUGCAGCAGCAGCAGCAGCAACAACAACACCGGUUUCAGCCAUACAAUUUACCCCCGCCUGGUGUGAGGCAUGGAGAGGGAGAGGGUACCACAAUUUCUGGUAACGAGGUGGUUCUUGGCACGACCGCGGCGCACGUGGGGCCUUUGGAACACGUUGAGAACCGACAUUUUUCUCCCGGCUUUGGCCCGAGUGUCAGUCGACCGAUGACGCCUAGUACGACGACUCCGGAUCCCGGCACGUUGCAGAACAGAGAAGAUGGCGCCAUGUCGGCCCCUGAGAAUUCAUUGAGAAGUCCUGGCGACGGGGUCCACGCGUUGUCACAUCCAUCGUGGGAAGCGUCGUUGACUCGUUUUCAGCCGCCCCCACCACCGCCCUCAUUGGGAAGGAUGAGGGCUGCGCAGGGGGACGCCGCCACCGAAGAGACGGUAGAGUUAGAGCAUAGACGCUAA